Molecule: messenger RNA, 611 nt
Organism: Yamadazyma tenuis ATCC 10573
Lineage: Eukaryota; Fungi; Ascomycota; Pichiomycetes; Serinales; Debaryomycetaceae
Source: RefSeq, a predicted model, not a curated record
GCAAUCAUCCCUCAAUGCAACUGGUGCCAAAAAAAGGACCAUCAAAAGUCAUUGAUGUGUAUCAUGGAGAUCUCAUUAAAGAUGCCCCACUCAAAUCCCAACCAUUAUCGGCUCAAAAGGAAUUCUUCGAUUACACUCUGAACAUGAAAAGAUUCAUCGAGGACGACCGAUCCCCGGUUUCAGAAGACGAAUUGAGAGAAAUGGAGGAAAAGUAUUCUGAGCACAAUGCACUUUUCGGCAGUAAAGAUGAUAUUUUUGGUUCUAUUAACUUUAUGAACGAAAAAGUAUUCAAUUUUAGAAUAUUCCACGAUACCGGGAACAAGCCAGAUAAAGAAAAGUCUGACAAAUCCAAGGAACUGGGUAAGCUCGAGUCUUCUGAAGCCACAAAUGCUUCUACAACUAAUAACAGUGAUAAUGAUAAUAAUAAUAAUGAUGAUGAUAACAACAUACCCUCUGUUGAAGUUAAUGACUUUGCUAAAGAUAAGAAGAAGUUCUUAGAGAUUUGUGAAAAGACAUGGGAUCAAUUUGUUUUUGAUACACGUUAAACUUUGUGACAUUAUCCAUAUACAACUUACAUAUAAUAUAAUGAUAACGACAAAUUCAAUAUCGAU